Brassica oleracea var. oleracea is the source of this 1202-nucleotide messenger RNA. Its product is annotated as adenylyl-sulfate kinase 1, chloroplastic. The record is from RefSeq and is a predicted model, not a curated record. Gene Ontology annotation, molecular function: ATP binding; adenylylsulfate kinase activity. NCBI's taxonomy places the organism in Eukaryota, Viridiplantae, Streptophyta, Magnoliopsida, Brassicales, Brassicaceae. The coding region runs from base 162 to 983 and encodes 273 amino acids. The transcript has 5 exons. Gene Ontology annotation, biological process: sulfate assimilation.
UUUCAUUUCACCAGUUCACCUACCCAAUCAUUUCUCUUUAUAAGCUUUUCUUAAUUAUAAACUUCCUUCCUUCACACCCGCAUAACAAACAACACAAAAUUUGAUCUUUAACUUUUGCUUUCUCGAUUCAUCAAUCUCUCUUCUGAUUUCCGAUAUUCAUUAUGAUUGCUGCCGGAGCUAAAUCGAUGCUGGGUCUUUCAAUUGCAUCGCCCAAAGGAGUUUCCGACAGCAAUUCGAGAUCUGUCGGUGUUCUUCGUGCCUGCGUUUCCAUGGAAGGAUCCCAAACGAUGAGCCAUAACAAAAACGGAUCUAUUCCUGAGCUUAAAGCUGUUAACGGCCACACAGGACAAAAACAAGGACCGUUGUCUACGGUCGGAAACUCGACGAACAUAAAGUGGCAUGAGUGUCCUGUCGAGAAAGUUGAUAGACAGAGGUUGCUUGACCAGAAAGGAUGUGUGAUUUGGGUCACUGGUCUUAGUGGUUCAGGGAAGAGCACUUUGGCUUGUGCUUUGAACCAGAAGUUGUACCAAAAGGGAAAGCUUUGUUAUGUUCUUGACGGUGAUAACGUAAGGCAUGGUUUAAACCGUGAUCUCAGCUUUAAAGCGGAAGAUCGUGCCGAGAACAUUCGUAGAGUCGGAGAGGUUGCUAAGCUUUUCGCUGACGCUGGGAUCAUCUGCAUUGCCAGUUUAAUUUCUCCUUACAGAAUAGACAGGGACGCUUGUCGGACUUUGCUUCCUGAAGGAGACUUUGUUGAGGUGUACAUGGAUGUAUCGCUUGAGGUUUGUGAGGCUAGGGAUCCAAAGGGUCUCUACAAGCUGGCUCGUGCAGGAAAGAUCAAAGGUUUCACCGGGAUUGAUGAUCCUUAUGAGCCACCAUUGAAUUGCGAGAUUUCUCUAGGUCAAGAAGGAACAGGAACUUCACCGAUCGAAAUGGCGGAAACAGUCGUUGCAUACUUAGAACACAAGGGUUACCUUAAUGCAUAAAAAAUACUUUAGAUUAAGGGUUGCCUUUUCAACCGCACACAAUUGUUAUGCCAAUGGUUUUAGCUUCUGUUUAACAAGCCAAGAGUAGAAAAUCAAGCAAAAUUCAUGGCUGUUUUUAUGGAAUCACAAGUUUCAAAAAUAAAUAUAAAUCACUUGUCCGUUUUGUAUUUAAAAUAUUAAUGUGUUAUGGAUCAGUGUAUAUUAUGAGCCAAGAGCUAA